GCAUUGAGGUUAACUUGAGUGUCAAAUGAAAGCAUGUGCACCGUUCUGUUUACUGUUUGAUUGAAUUUGAAACGUGAAACACGUUUGAUAAUAAUUGAAAACUAGUUAAAAAUGGGGAAAACGCGUAAAGUAAGUUUCAAGAAUGAAAUUCGAGCACAGGAUAAAACACCACUGGACGAACAGAUUUUGUCCGGUAAAGUGGUGCGUAGCAAGAACAAAGUGAAAAUUCGUCUUCGUGCCGAAGAAGAAGAUUACGUCGAUGCUCGGUCAACGCAAAAAAUUCUGCAAGCAGCCCGUGCUCAACAAGCCGAAGUUGCAUUGGAUUUGGGUGGACCAUCGUUGCACGACUCAAUGCGAAAGAGUAAAAACAAAGCACGACUCGGUUCACGUUUGAAAGAUGACGAUGACAUGUCGGACAAUGAAGACAAGCCAGAUGUCACGGGUCAAGACUUUUUUGAUGAUAUGCAAAUCGACGAAGAAGACGAAAAGGCAUUGAAAUUAUUCCAGAAUGAAUCGGGCACAAAAUCACGUAAAUUGGCCGAUAUCAUUGCUGAAAAAAUCGCCGAAAAACAAACCGAACUCCACACACAGCUAUCCGAUGCGGGCACAUUGAAAAUUGAGGAUUUGGAUCCACGUGUGAAAGAGAUGUAUGAAGGUGUACGUGAUGUGAUGAAACGAUACCGCAGCGGUAAAGUGCCAAAAGCCUUCAAAAUCAUACCAAAACUGCGCAACUGGGAACAAAUUCUGUACAUAACGGAGCCACACAAUUGGAGUGCGGCUGCAAUGUACCAGGGCCCGCGUAUUUUCAGUUCAGUUUUGGCCCAACACAUGGCACAGAGAUUCUAAAAUUUGGUGUUGCUUCCGCGUAUUCGAGACGAUUUGGGCGAAUACAGCCGUUUAAAUGCACAUUUGUAUGCAGCUCUGCGUAAGGCUCUGUUCAAGCCGGCCGCAUUCAUGAAAGGUAUCAUUCUACCAUUGUUGGAAUCUGGUGAUUGCACACUUCGUGAGGCCAUCAUCAUUGGCAGUGUAAUCGCUCGCAAUCAAAUCCCAAUACUGCACUCGUCCGCAUGCUUACUGAAAAUCUGCGAAAUGGACUACUCUGGUGCUAAUUCGAUUUUCAUUCGCAUCUUUUUGGACAAACGGUAUGCACUACCAUAUCGUGUUAUCGAUGCAGCUGUUUUCCAUUUCAUUCGAUUCGAGCACGACAAACGUGAAAUGCCCGUGCUGUGGCACCAAAGUUUGUUGACAUUCGUUCAACGGUAUAAAAACGAUAUCUCAUCGGAUCAAAAAGAAGCACUAUUCGCCUUGCUACGCAAACAGACCCACUUCAAAGUCACACCAGAAAUUAGACGCGAAUUGCAAGCGGCUCGAUGUCGCGACGAAGAAGCGAUCGAACCAAUCGAUAAAGAUUCACCUGGUGCAAUGGCUGUCGAUAUUCCUGAUGUCAAUCUAGAUGAUGACUACAAAAUGUUUGAUUGAUAGGCUGGACACUGUUUUUGAUUUAGAUUUAACAUGCAUACUGAGUUAUCGGUAUAUUUUUCACAUUUCUUCUUGUUAUAUAACAUUUAAAUAAAUAUUGGUAAAUAAACUAUCGUCCGUUUGAGCACACGGCAAAUUAGUCUACAACGAAAA
This is a messenger RNA of Sitodiplosis mosellana (orange wheat blossom midge), 1632 nucleotides long. RefSeq names its product bystin (gene bys). The transcript is spliced from 3 exons. Gene Ontology annotation, cellular component: nucleolus; cytoplasm; preribosome, small subunit precursor. Gene Ontology annotation, molecular function: snoRNA binding. The record is from RefSeq and is a predicted model, not a curated record. Lineage: Eukaryota; Metazoa; Arthropoda; Insecta; Diptera; Cecidomyiidae. Gene Ontology annotation, biological process: rRNA processing.